AUGACGCACCAAUUGAGCACCAGUCACGAUGUAUUCGACUGUUACGAGGCAGAGAACGACCACAUUCGAUGCUACAACCGCGACAAGGGAGAUGAUAUUCUCAUUCCAUGUGGUGAUAUAGUAUGCCUUCUGCCGAGCAAUGGUGAUCCAGGGCAUGGGAAUCACAUCCUCUUAUUUCUCCAGAAGAAAUCCAACCACAACAAUGAUGGCGUCGAGUCCUCCACGUAUCUCCACAGUAUCCAGACAACAUCUGUUGCAACGGAAUUACUGUCCCGAUAUUUAUUCGAAGGGCUGCCUGGACAUUUUAAUUCUUCACAACGCCCUGAUUUGAAUGUACACAUUGUCAUAUCGACUCUUUCUGGUACAGGGCUGGCUGAAUCCUACUAUGACAAUAUUCUUCAGCCUUUGUUCUCAUACACCGGGCUGGUGGACUACAAAGUCCACAAAACCCGCUCAGAAACCUCCAUCGUUGACCUUUGCCAGUCAACAUUCAUUCCGUGCGCCGAAGCAGGGCGACCGCAAACCAUUAUCUUUCUUUCGGGGGAUGGUGGCAUCGUCGAUACCAUCGACACCUUUUACAAGGCAACAAACAAGUCCUUGACACUCCCUACAAUUGCCCUGAUUCCAAUGGGGACGGGAAAUGCCAUGGCAAGCUCGAUGGGCUUACUUGCAUACCCAGCAGCCGGGCUGAUAACCCUGCUGCGAGGGGCAUUAAAGCCAUUGCCUGCCUUUGCCGCUAUGUUCUCCACCGGUGCGCGGUAUGUCACGGAUGAAGGUCGUACCCGUGUGCCUAUUACCAUGCCGAGUUCUCAACCGCCAACGGUCUACGGAGGUGUCGUCGCAAGCUGGGGUAUGCACGCUUCAUUGGUUGCGGACAGCGAUACUGUCGAGUACCGCAAGUAUGGCGCGCAAAGGUUUAAGAUGGCCGCCAACGAAUUGCUCCACCCCUCAGAUGGCACGGAAACCCACAGAUAUGCCGGGACAAUCACCCUCUCUCGGAAAAAUAGCCAGACAGGAGAGGAAUACACUACGACUCUGGACAGCAAGGACCACAUGUAUGUUCUGGCCACCUUGGUUCCAAGACUCGAGAAAGACUUCUUAAUCUCUCCCGAGAGUCGUCCCCUAGAUGGCUGCCUGCGAUUGGUUCAUUUCGGCCCAACAUCACCCGAAAAUGCUAUGAAGAUGAUGGGCCUUGCUUACCAAGGGGGCCGACAUGUGCACGAGGAGGGCGUCUCUUAUAUCGAUAUUGAGAGACUUAGAAUCGAUUUCCACGAACCUGACGAGAGGUGGAGGCGGGUCUGUAUUGAUGGGAAGAUCGUCGCUGUCGAGAGGGACGGUUGCGUAGAGUUAGUUAAAGAGGUUGCAGAUGCCGAGUUAUCGUCGCAGACCGCAGACCAAGGGCAUCCUUCUCCAGGAAGUGAGAGCGAGUGGAGAUUUUAUUCACUGGCCGGGUGGCGUAUCUACUCUGCCAAUGCCAACCAGCCUGUUGAUAUGCCAUUGAUUCACCAGGCUGGUAGUGUCCGCGUGGGCGAGGUAGUCCGGUACACCUUCUCCUAUAACCCGGCGGCUGAUACGGAACAUCCUCCACCUUCAGAGCUGCAUGUCAAGAUCAAGAAUACGUCGGCGAUCCCGUUGCGAGCUGCAUAUCUCCACGGCCCAUAUACCCUUUAUGCUUCCUGCUAUCCGUCCACAUUCGAUCCAAAUGUUGGAAGUCCUGAUGACGAUACGAGCGGGACACCACAGUUUGAGCCGUAUCUCAAAGCAGGUGGAAGCUGGCGCGCAACCAUUCCGGUCCCGAAGAGACGCGGGCACACGGGAGAUGUAUACGAACCUGUUACAUGGCGUAUCGAGAUCAUAUCGCAAGUGAUCUUUUCAAGCACCGCCUCUGUCAAUUUUGAACUCCUGAUCGGUCGCGAUCAAAAGUCAGUGGAGACCGGUGGCUUCUCGAAUUCGGACUCUUCCCGAGCUGCUCGGUUACGGGAUCACUGGUUGUCAACGCCCGUUGGGGAACAAGUACUUGCGACUAAGGGGGUAUAUUCCAAGGCUGUCAAGUUACUGGUGGAUGAUACUGCUAGCCUCUGGAAUACGCCUCGGCUUCCAGCAUGCGAAGAGGAACGGGGCACGCCUGGCUCCCCUUCAAACGUUCCAGAGCAGUCAGAUACGGCUGACACAUCCACGCAUCCGCCACGCAGCAAGCCCAAGAAAAAAGUCCAUUUAGUGGUUUUAACCCACGGGCUCCAUAGCAAUCUCGGAGCAGAUAUGCUUUAUCUCAAAGAGAGCAUAGAUGCAUCGGUUCAGAAGGGUAAGCAGCGCAAAAAGGAGAUGCGCCGCAAGCGUACGCAAGAUGGCCAUGAUGACCCCACCGCACAUAGGACGGAAAGCGGUGAUGGGGCGUCUCUGUCACACGAUACUGAUGACGACGACGAGCAAGUCAUAGUCAGAGGCUUUUCUGGCAACGCUGUCCGUACCGAACGUGGGAUUCAAUAUCUCGGCAAGCGUCUUGCCAAGUACAUACUGUUCAUGACAUACCCAGACCAGCCAUAUCUCCCUCGCAAGAACUCGAAAUCGAAGCCUUGGUCUCAGCACCCUGCUCCAUCGGGAAAUCCAACCAAAGAACAGCCUUUUGGAGAACGUUUGAUCUCUGACACCCAUGGUGGUCUAAAGACCUCUAAUGAGCAUCCUUACCAGAUUACGAGUAUUAGCUUCAUCGGCCAUUCUCUCGGUGGACUUAUUCAAACAUAUGCUAUUGCGUAUAUCCAAAAGCACUCACCCGAAUUCUUCAACACAAUCAGGCCCGUCAAUUUCAUUGCUCUAGCGACACCAUUUCUUGGGCUAAGCAACGAAAACCCAAUGUACGUGAAAUUCGCUCUGGACCUAGGCCUUGUCGGUCGAACUGGCCAGGAUCUGGGACUCAGUUGGACAGCGCCCAGAGUGAGAAGCGGCUGGGAAGCCAUAAUUGGAGGCAAGGGUGAUCCUGUAAAAUCUCAAAAUUAUGCAGACGCCGGAUCCAAGCCUUUACUCAGGAUCUUGCCUUGCGGGCCUGCUCAUGAAGUUCUUGCCAAAUUUCAAAAUCGGACUAUCUAUUCCAACGUCGUCAAUGAUGGAAUAGUACCUCUGCGGACAUCAUGCUUACUAUUCCUCGACUGGAAAGGGCUCGAUCGAGUGGAAAAGGCAAGGAGAGACAACGGAAUUGUGGGCACGAUGGCCGAAUGGGGCUGGGCUGAGCUGACCGGCGCAAAUUCCAAAUCCCCAAGAUCGGCCCGGCCGCCUGCCGAGAGCAGGCUCGACAACGGAGGGCAUAUCAGUGACCGCAAUGCCCUCGCAGCAUAA
Molecule: messenger RNA, 3330 nt
Organism: Aspergillus terreus NIH2624
Lineage: Eukaryota; Fungi; Ascomycota; Eurotiomycetes; Eurotiales; Aspergillaceae
Exons: 6
Coding region: 1-3330 (1109 amino acids)
Molecular function (GO): monoacylglycerol lipase activity; kinase activity
Source: RefSeq, a predicted model, not a curated record